AGCAAACCCACCGUUCACACAGUACAUAACGAUAAACCAACAGACCCUAACCGUUGAGAACGCAGACCCUCAUUCACAACGUGUGCCCCCAUUGAAAGUCAAAUAAAUCAUUGGCUCAGAGCGCGCCAACUCAAACUCUCUUCGGUAGUCCUUACCGCAGUGGAACCGAACUCCUUACGCUUGGCCAGUGGCCACUUAGUAGUAGUUAAAAAAAGGGCACUUACUUAGUUCCCGCCGUUUAAGUGACAGAAACCGAAACGCUGCCAGCAUUCUCUGUGCACAAAGUGGGCGUUCUUUUUUCACUGCUCAAAUCGUUUUCUCCCUCUAUUGAUCGUUUGAGAAUUCUUCAAAUCCGAAACCCUAAUUCUCUCCGUCGCGUUCGUUAAUGGUGCUUCAUCCUCGUCCACGCCGUUCCAAUGGGAACGACCAGCAGCCUGUAGCUGAAGCUGAAGCUGAUGGCCAAGGCACCAGUGUUAACUAUGCAGAUAUUCACACCUUAUCUUCUGAUUCUGAUUCUGAUUCUGAUUCUGAUUCUGAUUCUAUUGUAUAUUCAAAUUCUAGUUACGAAGGAUUGCUAGAUAACUUCAAUCAAGAACCAGGGUCAAGUAGUAGCAGUUGUGACACUUCUGAUUAUUAUGAACAUGGAAAAAGGCAAAAGCCAAAGUUCAGUAAUGCAAGAAGUUCUCAUGUGAAAAAUAGAGGACCAAAUGAUGUUGAUAGAUGGGAAAAUGACCAAGAAAGAUGGAUUGAUGAGAAUUUUUCAGAAGAUGCUGACUUAGAUAAUCAGAAUGAAGUAUUGACAGAAACUGCUGAGGCAUCUUCUGAUCUGACUAUGCCUUUACUUAGGUACCAAAAGGAAUGGUUAGCCUGGGCUUUGAAACAGGAAAAUUCUGAUACUAGAGGUGGCAUCCUUGCAGAUGAAAUGGGAAUGGGAAAGACGAUUCAAGCAAUAGCACUUGUCCUUGCCAAACGUGAAUUGAUGCAAAGUAGUUCUGCACCAGCUGAACCCAUACUAUCGCAUUCACCUUCUUUAUCUGGAAUCUUGCCUGCGAUCAAAGGAACACUUGUCAUUUGUCCUGUUGUCGCUGUUACUCAGUGGGUUAAUGAGAUUGAUCGGUUUACCAUCAAAGGAAGCACCAAGGUGCUCGUUUAUCAUGGGGCAAGGAGAGGGAAGAGUAUUGAACAGUUCUUGGAUUAUGAUUUUGUGAUAACUACGUACUCUACUGUUGAGUCUGAGUACAGGAAGUUUAUGAUGCCUCCUAAGGAAAAACAAUCAAGGCAAGUUAAGAAGAAAACAGAAGUCACUAGAGGGAUGUACAAAGAAGGUGUGAGUAAGAUGUCUUGUAGUGAAAAUGAACUGAGCAUGGACGCAGAAGAUGCAAAUGCCACACACAGGGGUAUGUCACUUCUUCAUGCUGUUAAAUGGCUGCGGAUUAUAUUGGACGAGGCACACUACAUAAAGUCCAGACAUAGUAACACAGCAAAAGCAGUUCUUGCUUUAGAGUCUUCCUACAAAUGGGCUUUAAGUGGCACUCCCAUUCAGAACCGUGUUGGAGAACUGUAUUCUCUGGUACGGUUCCUGCAAAUAACUCCGUAUUCAUUUUACUUGUGCAUGGACUGUGAUUGCAGGACCCUUGAUCACAGCUCCAAACAAUGUCCAGACUGCAGCCACAGUUCAGUUAGACAUUUCUGUUGGUGGAAUAAAUAUGUUUCCACACCAAUUCAAUCCUCUCUAAGUAGCUAUGGGCGGGGUAAUAGAGCUAUGGUCUUGCUUAAACACAAAGUUCUGAAGAACAUACUACUAAGGCGCACUAAAAUAGGCAGGGCUGCUGAUCUUGCACUUCCUCCUAGAAUUGUCUCACUGAGAAGGGAUUGUCUGGAUAUAAAAGAGCAAGACUAUUAUGAGUCAUUAUACAAUGAAAGUCAGGCACAAUUUAAUACGUAUGUCGAAUCUAAUACACUGAUGAAUAAUUAUGCUCAUAUAUUUGAUCUUCUCACACGGCUGCGUCAGGCUGUUGAUCAUCCAUACCUUGUGGUAUAUUCUCAAGCUGCAGCACGACAAGGUGGCCAUGUGGCUAGUAAUUCUACUGCUGAAGAACAAGCAUGUGGCAUUUGUCAUGAACCAGUGGAAGAUCCUGUGGUUACCUCUUGUGAGCAUAGAUUUUGCAAGACAUGCUUGAUAGAUUUCUCUACUGCUUUGGGACAAGUAUCAUGCCCUUCAUGCUCUCAAUUACCUACUGUUGAUUUAACUUCCCACAAGGAUGUUGGGUACCAGGCAAAUAAAACCACUAUUAAGGGAUUCAGAUCCUCAAGCAUUUUAGACAGAAUUCAGCUUGAGAACUUUCAGACAAGUACUAAAAUAGAGGCUUUGCGAGAAGAAAUAAGAUCUAUGGUCGAAAGGGAUGGUUCUGCCAAAGGGAUUGUUUUUAGUCAGUUCACAUCAUUCUUGGAUCUAAUAAACUUCUCUUUGAAUAAGUCUGGGGUGUCUUGUGUUCAAUUGAAUGGAAAUAUGACAAUGACUGCCCGAGAUGCUGCCAUUAAGAGGUUUACCAAUGAUCCAGACUGCAGGAUUUUUCUCAUGAGCCUGAAGACCGGAGGCGUUGCACUCAAUUUGACUGUAGCAUCACAUGUUUUCCUUAUGGAUCCUUGGUGGAACCCAGCUGCGGAGCGUCAGGCUCAAGACAGAAUUCACCGAAUAGGACAAUUUAAACCUAUAAGAAUUGUGAGAUUUAUAAUUGAGAACACUGUUGAGGAGAGGAUUUUGAAUCUGCAACAGAAGAAGGAACUAGUGUUUGAAGGGAUUAUAGGUGGCUCUUCUGAUGCUCUGGGAAAACUGACGGAGGGAGACUUGAAAUUCCUAUUUGGUACAUAGGUAGGUGCCGGCUUCUAAUUUGGUAGGAGGAUUUGUUGAAGGCCUUCCUGCUAUCCAUUUUGCAGAACUAAUUUUUAGGUAGAAAAAUUAUGAGACCCCACAAUUAUGCCAUGCAUUCUGUGGCAACCCGAUUAUUUUUGAAAGUUUAUGGUGGCAAUGUAAAUGCAUUAGCUGUAAAUACACAUGAUAGGGUAUACAUAUUUCUCCGCUGUGCCUUUUGCCUCUGCCCAUGUAAAUGCGGCAGUGUGCCGUCGAGUGUCAGUGGGGAUUUUGAAGCUCUGAAUAUUCUAAUUCAAUCUUCCCCGCGGAAUAACGGGGCCCCAAUUGUAAUAAUUUUCAGAAUUUCAACGUAAAGCAUAUUCACGCCAGAAGAUUUUUUGUUAUCCCCAUGAGUCCGUUAUUUGCGUCAGAUAUUACAGACU
Messenger RNA from Arachis duranensis, 3294 nucleotides. RefSeq names its product ATP-dependent helicase rhp16-like. The record is from RefSeq and is a predicted model, not a curated record. Gene Ontology annotation, molecular function: ATP binding; metal ion binding; ATP-dependent chromatin remodeler activity. The coding region runs from base 386 to 2872 and encodes 828 amino acids. NCBI's taxonomy places the organism in Eukaryota, Viridiplantae, Streptophyta, Magnoliopsida, Fabales, Fabaceae. The transcript has 16 exons.